Messenger RNA from Aspergillus puulaauensis, 1290 nucleotides. RefSeq lists its product as uncharacterized. The record is from RefSeq and is a predicted model, not a curated record. The transcript has 2 exons. Gene Ontology annotation, molecular function: FAD binding. NCBI's taxonomy places the organism in Eukaryota, Fungi, Ascomycota, Eurotiomycetes, Eurotiales, Aspergillaceae. Gene Ontology annotation, biological process: secondary metabolite biosynthetic process. The coding region runs from base 1 to 1290 and encodes 429 amino acids.
AUGUCACCCCAGCACACAAAGAUAACCAUCGCCAUCGCCGGCGGCGGAAUAGCAGGCCUGUGCCUCGCAGUCGGCCUAAGUCAACACCCCCAUAUAGCCGUGCACAUCUACGAGUCCCAAUCCAGAUACCCCAGCACGGGCGCCGGGCUAGCACUGCACAAGAACGCAAUCGCCGCGAUGGACCUGAUCAGUCCCGAGCUGAAGAAGACGUAUCUCGCGCGCGCGAAUCUCAUGAGUCGAGAUGAGGGCGUUGAACUCGCUACUCAGGUUAUCCUUGCCGAGGGGCGGGAUAGCGCACGGGUUGUUGGACGGCUUGGAAGGGCGAAGGGGAGGAAGACGAUUUCGAGGGAGGAUUUGGUGAUGGAGUGGAUUGGUUUGCUUCCGUCUGGGACGGUUUCGUUUGGGAAGAAGUUGCAUAGCGCUGUCUCUUUUAAUGGGAAUGAUGGGGGUGAUGGCAAUGGUAAGCCCCAAGUCAAACUGGAGUUUACGGACGGCACAACAGCACAAGCGGACUGUCUUAUCGGCGCAGACGGAGUCAGGAGUGCAACGAGGAGAUAUCUCCUUGGGGAGGACCAUCCGGCUACGGCGCCGAAGAACCAUGAUCAGUGGUAUCUAUAUUCCCGCGCCGUUCCUAUGGAUGAAGCCCGGCAGGUCGUUAGAGAGGAGUGGACGCAGAAUGUGGCCAUUCUGUGUGGGUCAAAAGGAUAUAUGUGCUCGCUGCCAAUUGAUAAAGGGAGAGUACUUAGUUGCACGUUCCAGGCUCCAGGGGCUUUGUGUGGAGAGCCAGAAUCAUUCACUACUGGGCAGUUCGAUGGGUAUAGCGAGGAUGCGCGGGCCAUUGCUGAGCUCAUCAGCAGAGACCCACAGCAAAGCUGGAAGAUCUAUGACCACGAUCCAGCACCGAAGUACUUCCACGGUACAGUUGCGAUGAUCGGUGAUGCCGCACACGCAACGGGUCCUUUCGUCGGCAAUGGCGCCGGGCAGGCCAUUGAAGAUGCAGCCGUACUUAAUGCGCUGUUUGCUCGAUUUACCGAAGCCAGUCAAAUACCUACCGUGUUAUGUGCGUAUGAUGCUGUCCGAAGGGAGCGGUCGACGAAGGCGAUCAGCAUCAGUAGGGAUGUUGGGCGAUUAUAUGCGUAUGCCCUCGACGGGGUUGGAUCCGAUCCGGAGAAGAUGGAGGACUAUCUACGUGAAACGGGGUCGUAUCUUAAUGAUGUUGACCUCGAGGCUCAGAAUAGAGAUGCUAUUGCUUUAUUCGAGAAGUUACAGAGCCACCAUAAUCAGAUUUAA